Molecule: messenger RNA, 5555 nt
Organism: Salvelinus sp. IW2-2015
Lineage: Eukaryota; Metazoa; Chordata; Actinopteri; Salmoniformes; Salmonidae
Source: RefSeq, a predicted model, not a curated record
CAUCCAUGAAAUUUUUCAAAAGUAAAAAGGAUCUCCCUGCUUGGGUCAACUUCCCAGAUGUGGAGAAGGUGGAGUGGCUCAAUAAGAUUCUGCAGCAGGUGUGGCCGUUUGUGGGUCAGUAUCUGGAAAAGUUGCUGGUGGAGACCAUCGCUCCCUCCAUCCGUUCCUCCAGCACUCACCUCCAGACCCUCACCUUCACCAAGGUGGACUUUGGGGACAAGGCCAUGAAGGUGGUGGGUGUGAGAGCACACACAGAGAAUGAGAGGGGACAAGUCCUGCUGGACGUGUACAUCAGCUAUGUUGGAAACGUUGAGAUUAAUGUGGAGGUGAAGAGGUAUUUCUGCAAAGCAGGAGUCAAGGGAAUACAGCUGCAUGGGAUGAUGAGGGUGAUUCUAGAGCCUCUGAUUGGAGAUGUCCCCAUCGUGGGCGCGGUCACCAUGUUCUUCAUCCGAAGGCCGAAACUGGACAUCAACUGGACUGGAUUGACCAACUUACUGGACAUCCCUGGACUGAACAUCAUGUCUGACACUAUGAUAAUGGACGCCAUCUCCUCCUUCCUGGUUCUGCCCAACCGUCUGACUGUUCCCCUGGUAGCAGACCUGCACGUUGCCCAGCUACGCUCUCCUCUGCCCAGGGGUGUGGUACGUAUCCACCUCUUGGAGGCUGAUGACCUGCCAGCUAAGGACAACUACAUGAAGGGUGUGAUAGCGGGUUUGUCUGACCCGUAUGCUCUGUGUAGGGUGGGGCCUCAGACUUUCACCUCCCACGUUGUGGACAACACUGUCUGUCCCAAGUGGGGAGAGAUGUAUGAGGUCAUAGUCCAUGAAGUACCAGGUCAGGAGCUGGAGGUGGAGGUUUAUGACAAAGACCCAGACAAGGAUGACUUUCUGGGGAGAACCAAGAUAGAUUUGGGUAUCGUCAAGAAGUCCAAAGUUGUUGAUGAAUGGUUCACCUUGAAAGAAACCAAGUCAGGACGUGUCCAUUUCAGACUGGAGUGGUUGGUCUUGUUGCCCAAUACGGAGCGACUGGAACAGGUUCUUCAGAGGAACGAGAGCAUGACGGUGUCCAGUAAGACUUCUGACCCCCCCUCGGCAGCCAUCUUGGCAGUGUAUCUGGACAAGGCUGAAGCCCUUCCUAUGAAGAAGGGCAAUAAAGAACCUAGUCCCAUGGUGCAGUUGUCUGUGCAGGACAUCACUCGAGAGAGCAGGACCUGUUGGACGACCAUCAACCCAACGUGGGAGGAUGCCUUCACCUUCUUUAUCCCAGAUCCACACAAGCAGUCAAUAGACAUUCAGGUGAAGGACAAUGACCGGAUACAGACUCUAGGUAGUCUGUCCAUCCCUCUGUCCCGCCUGCUGUCGGGCCCCAACCUGUCUCUGGACCAGUGGUUCCAGCUAGACAAAUCUGGCCCUGCCAGCCGCAUCUACAUCAACACUGUACUCAGGGUGUUAUGGUUAGAUGAGGAAAACAUCCCCACUUCCUCUACAGAAGCAGCCAACCUAGCAGCAGGUCUCUCAAAGAUACGCCCCCAACAGACCUCCCCUGAUCCCAGCUUUGCCACAGAGGGGGUGCUGAGAAUCCACCUUCUAGAGGGCCAAAAUCUGGUCCCCAAGGACAACAUGAUGGGGGGCAUGGUGAAGGGCAAGAGUGACCCCUAUGUCAAGAUCAACAUUGGGGGUGAGACCUUUGAAAGCCGGGUCAUCAAUAGGAACCUCAACCCCACCUGGAACGAGAUGUAUGAGGUGGUUCUGACCACACUGCCUGGCCAGGAGCUGCAUGUAGAGCUGUUUGAUAAGGACAUGGACAUGAAGGAUGACUUCAUGGGAAGGUUGAAGAUCAGUCUGAAGGAUAUCAUCACCUCUCAAUACACUGACCAGUGGUACACUCUGAAUGAUGUGAAGUCAGGUCGUGUUCACCUGGUACUGGAGUGGGUACCAACAGUAUCAGAACCAGACAGACUGGAUCAGGUGUUGCAGCUGCAGUCUCUCCAGUCCUACCAGAACAAGGCUGUUCCCUCUGCUGCUCUGCUCUUCGUCUACAUGGACAGAGCCCACUCACUGCCUUUGAAGAAGAGUGGGAAGGAGCCAAAUGCUGGAGCUGAGCUUGUUCUGGGGGAGACAACCUACAGAACCAAGGUGUGUGAUCGUACCAACUCCCCCCAAUGGGAAGAGGCUUUCUACUUCCUGGUUCGUGACCCCACUCUCCAGUGCUUGGGAUCAGGCAAUUGGUUCUCUGGUGGUACCAGUCAGAGAGCUGCUGUCAGAACCAGAUCUGGUCCUGGAUCAGUGGCUGAGACUGGAUGGAGCCUCACCUGACAGUCAGAUUCUACUGAGGGCUGAACUGAAGAUCCUGAACUCGAAGAUGACUGAGGGUGUUGGGGUACCACAAGGCUCUGUCUCAGGUCCAGAAACUAUUACUAGUUGGAGUUACAGUGAGGAGGAAGAACCAAUCACCAUUGAGCAGCCAGUUACUGCGACCAUUGAGGAGGACCAACACAGUGAGGUGCCCUCUGAGGAAUCUGUUGCAGUCUCCAGCCAACCCUCUAUCUCUGAACCUGAGGAAGCAGAGGUUGUCCCUAAAGAAGACCCCAGCCCUUCUGAGACACUCCACACACAUACCACCCCUGACCCCAGCUUUGAAACGGAGCAGAAAGAGGAGCCAGAAGAACCUAUCACCAUCACCCAACUGUCAGUCACAACAGACACUGAGGAGCUCCAACCCUGGCAGGGGCAAAUGGCAGGAUCUGUUACAGAGGACAUUGCCAGAGCUACAGUGUCUAGCCUUCCUUCUGUGUUUGUACAUGAGGAAGCUGAGGCCAUGCCUGAUGUCAUCCCUGAAACACGCCCUCCUCACACUACCCCUCACCCAAGUUUUGGAGCUGAGGGGGUGCUGAGAAUCCAUGUACUGGAGGCCCAGGAUCUGGUUGCCAUGGAUAAGCUGAUGGGGGGCCUGAAGAAGGGCAAGAGUGACCCGUACGUCAAGAUCAACAUCGGAYUGGUCAAGUUUAAGAGUCAUGUGAUCAAGGAGAACCUCAACCCCARCUGGAARGAGAUGUUUGAGACGGUGCUGACCCCCCAGGCUGGUCAGGAGGUCCAGGUAGAGCUGUAUGAUAAAGACAUGGACAAGGAUGACUUCCUGGGAAGGUUUAUGAUGAGGCUGAGUGAUGUCAUCAGUUCCCAGUACACAGACCAGUGGUACACUCUGAAUGAUGUGAAGUCAGGUCGUGUUCACCUGGUACUGGAGUGGGUACCAACAGUAUCAGAACCAGACAGACUGAAUAAGGUGUUGCAGCUGCAGUCUCUCCAGUCCUACCAGAACAAGGCUGUUCCCUCUGCUGCUCUGCUCUUCGUCUACAUGGACAGAGCCCACUCACUGCCUAUGAAGAAGAGUGGGAAGSAGCCAAAGGCUGGAGCUGAGCUUGUUCUGGGAGAGACAACAUAUAGAACCAAGGUGUGUGAUCGCACCAACUCCCCCCAGUGGGAAGAGGCUUUCUACUUCCUGGUUCGUGAUCCCAAAGAAGAGAUGCUCAUAGUGAAGCUGUCCAGUGCUUGGGAUCAGGCGAUGGGUUCUCUGGUGGUACCAGUCAGAGAGCUGCUGUCACAACCAGAUCUGGUCCUGGAUCAGUGGCUGAGUCUGGAUGGAGCCUCUCCUGACAGUCAGAUUCUACUGAGGGCUGAACUCAAGAUUCUGGAAUCUAAAAUGGUGGACCUGAUAGGUCAUGGAAUUCUUCCGUGUGCUGCAAGAAACUGUGGGCAGGUGAAGCUGUCUCUCUCUUAUGCCUCAAAGAAGAAGAAACUGACCAUCACAGUCCACGCCUGCAGGGAUCUGGAGUCGUCCAGUAAAGACGGUCUAGACACRUACGUCUCCCUCAUGCUGCUGCCAGACAAAAACAAGGCCACCAAGAGGAAGACAAGCAUCAAGAAGAGAGACCUCAACCCAGAAUAUAAUGAAAGGUUUGAGUUUGAGCUGUCUGUGGAGGAGGCCAGGCGCAGGCAUCUGAGUGUGUCGGUGAAGAACAGCAAAGCCUCCUUCAGGAGCAGCGAUCUCAUUGMACAGGUGCAGAUAGAGCUGGCUCAGAUUGACCUGGCCUCAGGGGUCACAGAAUGGUUUGACUUGAAACAGGAAGCUGAAUAGUGGAUCUGUCUGCAGCUGUCAUACCUGUUAUACCACAGGGUUAAAGUUCACCUGUACAGCCUAACUCACGCCGAUGCCUUCCCCCACCACUGCUGCAGCCUUCCCUGUCCGCCUGUUAAUGUCUAUCUCUAAAUAUCCACAUAUCAAUAUUAUCACUAAAGACAGGGCUCAAUAGGUCAGAACCUGGAUUGAACCWGGAGAAAGUCUGUAUUAUAUAGUUUAAUCUGAAGUUUAUACCCAGUAUUAAUAGUUAAGUAAUAGUUAUGAAGGUCAAAAUGUGUAUAUACUUAUAAAAAGGUUGAAGGUUAUACCUGCUUAUGAAGGUUACUUUUGAAAUUUACAUUAAUAACUUGUUAGGGAUAUUUGAAGAUCAUGUACGUUAAAGGUUAAUGUACUAAUGAACGAUAGCUACAUGCAUUUAUCUUGCUAAAGUAAUAUAUCAGUAAGGAAGGAGUUAAUAUUAUCAAGGUAAAGAGACUCUUGCCUGAUCCAGGAAGUGAAUAGGGACCAGCAUGCGUUGUCAGUAUACGGUAUCAGAUUGGUAUUAUCAAAUAACUGAAAAAUUGUUAAGUAUGUUAAUACUAAUAGAAGGAUAAUGAGGAAGUAAAAUGUUAAAGUAUAGUAUGAGAGAGAAAAUCAGGUCCGGGACAAGGUAGCACGUCCGGUGAACAGUACAUUUGAACCCAAAUCCUUUACUCAGUGUCUAGUCAGGAACCUCCUUUAUUAAAAGAGAAUUGAUUUUACUUUGCCUUAUGUUAUCACAGAGACUUCUAUAAUAUAUACUGUACCAAUGAUAUAAACAGUACUGCCAUCCAUGCAUUAUCCAUGUGAAAUUCAGCCAAUGAUCAAAGUCACUCUGAUAAUACAGAUUACAGAUACACUUUUGAACCUCAUUGGUCAGUGUCAUGGAGUGUUACCAGUUAUUAAUUUCUAACUAAUACAAAAAAAGUAUUUAUCUGUUGCCAUUUUUAUUUUACUAUUUCAUUGUCAUACAGUUGAUUCAUUCCAUUCCAUUUUUUGCUACAUCAUAUAUUUUUGUUUGCACUUAAGACAUGUUACUUGCCCUUGUGUUACUAUGCUGCUUUGUGUUUUACAUUUGUUUUGAUGUGUAUCUUGUUUUUUUUUACAGCAGUCAAAUAUUUCAAUUUUUUUGUGCAUCUAUUCAUCCUUUCUAGCAGGGUUGUGCUCAAUUCAGAAUGGAAGGAAUGCCUCAAAUUCCAAUAAAAUUUGUGAAUUUUAAUUGAAGUAGUAAACAGGAUAUAUUCUUUGGUAUCCUGAAGUGCGACUUUCAGAUUCAACUUAUGUUUUAUGAGUGAGUAGAAUGUCUUUCAAUUGCACUGAAUUCAAUUCAAAUCUGAAAAAGAAAGAUGAUCAUAAAAUCAGUGUGCAUCGUGGCAGUCAAAUAAACAGUUUUUGCACCC